AGUCCACCAGGCGGAAGUCGAAGCCCGCGCGUUCCGCGGAUGGGCAGCGUGCGGGGAGGAGCGGCGGAGGGGGCAGGGGGGCGUCGGUGAGCGAGGAGGUGUUCUCCCUGGGGAAGGGUGUCUGGUCAACCCCGCCGCACUCAUGGGUGGAGAGACGGGGGGUGCAAAAAGGCGCGGGGGGGCGGAAAGGGGCAAGGGAGCGGAUGGCGGAAGGGCAGUGGGCGCGGGGGCGGGGGGGAGUGAGGCGGCAGCAAUAGCAGAUCGUCUGAGGGUCCAACCGGGGGAGGCGUCUUCUGCAUUGCACCCCCCUGCCGACCGUAAUGCCCACUUUGUUGAGAUGGACCCAUGGGUCGUAUCAUCUGUGCUCUCCCCCAACAUUGAAGCCUGCUCCGCCUCCUCCCACACCACCAUCCACCCGCUCAAAGUCGAGUCCUUUCUGUACCAAGCUCAGGAACGACGAGCUGAGUGGGUGGGAGGCCCCUUCAGCUUCGUCAGCGUGACUCCCCCCUAUGAGCUUGUGGUGUACAGUCAACUCAUGGCCCAACUCGCUGCCUCGCCGUUGCUGCACCCAGAAACAUGCAUGGUGGUGGAGAAUCCAAUCAAAUAUAGGGAUGAGAUAUUGGACACAUGCGGUCCUCUAUAUAAG
This is a messenger RNA of Closterium sp. Naga37s-1, 646 nucleotides long. Lineage: Eukaryota; Viridiplantae; Streptophyta; Zygnematophyceae; Desmidiales; Closteriaceae. The record is from the annotation of a GenBank genome assembly.